CCUAUCAUCCACCCCCUCAAUCAUUCUACCACUGAGAGUAGACUGCUAGAGUCCUCUUGGAAGCUCAUCAUUGCCACCAUGUCCGCGGAACAAUUCCAACUCUCCUUUUCUCCCUUGACCGGAGUGGCUUUCGGUCCAGACAGGACUCAGGUCGCUGUCAGUCCAAACAAUAACGAAGCUCAGAUCUAUAAGCGAUCAGGAGACUCAUGGAAUCUUGAGACAACGUUGGCCGAGCACGACAAGCUCAUUACUGCUAUCUCUUGGGCACCUCAGACGAAUCAGAUCGUCACUUGCUCUCAGGACCGAAAUGCUUAUGUAUGGACAUUGACCGAUGGCAUCUGGAAACCCAUGCUGGUUUUGCUGCGUAUCAACCGAGCUGCGACUUGCGUCAAGUGGAGUCCAAAGGAAGACAAGUUUGCGGUUGGCAGCGGUGCGAGAACUAUUGCUAUCUGCUCUUUUGACGAGGAGAACAAUUGGUGGGUCUCAAAACACAUCAAGAAGCCCCUUCGUUCCACCGUCUUGUCAUUGGACUGGCACCCCAACAAUGUCCUGCUCGCAGCCGGAGCGGCCGACGCUAAAGCCUACGUCUUUUCGGCGUUCAUCAAGGGUGUUGAUGCCAAACCUGAGCCCACAGUCUGGGGUGAUCGAUUGCCCUUCGGAACCAUUUGUGGAGAGUUCUCCAGUCCUAGCGGAGGAUGGAUUCACGACGUGGCGUUCUCACCUUCGGGAGACGUGUUGGCUUAUGUUAGCCACGACUCGACGAUCAGCAUCGUGUACCCAUCUGCACCUGGCGAGCCACCUGCCGCGCACAUCUCGGUCCGAUGCCCUUCACUCCCAUACCUGGCCUUGUCGUUCGUUUCUGAAUCGUCUCUCAUCGCUGCGGGACACGACUGCCAGCCUGUUGUCUACUCUGGCUCAAGCGACGGAUGGACUCUCUCUCAAUCUCUCGACGAUCCCAACAAUGCCUCAAAGUUGACUCCCUCCUCGACUGGCAACCGAGUCUCUUCGGGAGGUGUCGGAAGACUCAACAACGAAGCAUUUGCCCACUUCCGAUCUGCAGACACAAAGGGACAGUCUAAAUCUUCGACUGCUUCCAACGUUGCUGGACUCACUCCUGUAGGUGCGGAUGGACUUCUCAAGACCGUCCAUCAGAACUCGAUCACUUGGGUCGAACCUUAUGAAUGGGGUCAAGGAGGAGAAGUCACAAAGGUCUCGACAGCGGGCAAAGAUGGCAAGUUGGUCGUUUGGCCAAUCAGUGGAGCUGGCAAGGCCGGGGGUCUCGCAGGCAAAAUGAGCGGACUGUCCAUGUAGAUUCAUGAGCAUUUUGCUCCAUUUCCGAUGAGGAUCCGUAGGUGUCGUCAUAUAUGAAAUUGGUCAUUUCUUGGCUGGCGGUC
Kockovaella imperatae is the source of this 1394-nucleotide messenger RNA. Its product is annotated as WD40-repeat-containing domain protein. Gene Ontology annotation, cellular component: actin cytoskeleton; Arp2/3 protein complex. Lineage: Eukaryota; Fungi; Basidiomycota; Tremellomycetes; Tremellales; Cuniculitremaceae. The record is from RefSeq and is a predicted model, not a curated record. Gene Ontology annotation, biological process: Arp2/3 complex-mediated actin nucleation. Bases 79 to 1311 code for a protein of 410 amino acids. Gene Ontology annotation, molecular function: actin filament binding. The transcript is spliced from 6 exons.